AUCUUCUUCUUUUUUUUGCUCCUCCUCUCUCCCUGCUGCUUCUUCCUCCAGUCGUACUAAUCUCUCAUAUCUCCGGCCCAGCAAUCAUGGCUUCCCUCUCCCACUUUGUCAACUUCUCCCAGCCGUCUCUCCAAUGGGCCGCGCUGGCCAUUGCUUUCAACCCCAUCUUCUGGAACAUCGUCGCCCGUGCUGAGUAUCGGAGUCACUUCUUGACUCGUAUAUUCGGUAAUGCCUAUUACGGCUGCUACUUCCUCGCCAUCACCAUCUUCAGCCUGGGAAUCCUGCGAGACCAUAUCUACCAAGUGGCCCUGGAAGAUCAACCCUACUAUGCCCCGGUGCACCAACCGAUUCUUGGCGGCUUCCUUUUCGCCGUUGGCUCUGUCCUCGUUCUAUUCAGCAUGUAUGCCCUCGGAGUAACCGGCACCUACCUUGGAGACUAUUUCGGUAUUCUGAUGGAUUCCCCCGUCACCGGAUUCCCCUUCAAUGUCACCGGGUCCCCCAUGUACUGGGGAAGCACUCUGAACUUCUUGGGAGUUGCUCUCUAUCGGGGCAAGGUGGCGGGCGUCUUCCUGACGGCCGAGGUCUUCAUUCUGUACUGGUUCGCUCUUCAGUGGGAAGAUCCCUUCACGGCGGAAAUCUACGCCAAGCGGGAACGUGAGCGCGCCAAAUCGAAGCAGGGCGGCAAAAGCUUGUAAGCCUAGGCCCAUCGGCAUUUUGGAGGGUCUGGGCACGUACUCUACUUCAACCCUCCUGCAAUGCAAUGCAGACCAAUUUGCCUGCGGGAGCGGAACUUGGACCUUCAACUCCCACGCCAUUCCUGCCAGUCAUUGAGUGAAAACACAGACCUCCCCCCAGCCCUAGGAUCUAGGUAGGUAGGUGUUAUGGUAAUGAAAUUCGAAGCCUAGCAGAGGAUACACUCGGUCUUCAACAAUGAUCUGCUAGUCCACCAGUCAGUCGAGAGAAAGGAAAGAGAAAGAACAAGAGUGUGAUGGGCAGGUAAGCAGUAUCUGGCCAUGCAAGUCAAGCGAAAGGGGGAAUUGCUUGUAGAUAACUAGGAGGAGAAAACCACCAUUUCUAUCA
Aspergillus sclerotioniger CBS 115572 is the source of this 1080-nucleotide messenger RNA. RefSeq names its product bifunctional phosphatidyl-N-methylethanolamine N-methyltransferase/phosphatidyl-N-dimethylethanolamine N-methyltransferase. Gene Ontology annotation, biological process: phosphatidylcholine biosynthetic process. The record is from RefSeq and is a predicted model, not a curated record. The transcript has 5 exons. NCBI's taxonomy places the organism in Eukaryota, Fungi, Ascomycota, Eurotiomycetes, Eurotiales, Aspergillaceae. Bases 87 to 695 code for a protein of 202 amino acids. Gene Ontology annotation, molecular function: S-adenosylmethionine-dependent methyltransferase activity.